GUCAUUCUGGCCGACAUCUUUUUCCCUCCUGCCGGCUUCUCCGUGUGAGGAGCACGUUGGCUGAAGUGCGGCGGGUUUUUUUUCCCCUUCAACCGCAUAUCACUGCCUUAUACAGCGCAUAAAGUCUCAGCGGACACCGGGUGAGGCGUCCAGCACCAAGACAAGAUGGCUGACAAGAACACGCGAAUCGCGAUCGUCAACCAUGACAAGUGCAAACCCAAGAAAUGCAGACAGGAGUGUAAGAAGAGCUGUCCUGUAGUGCGGAUGGGCAAGCUGUGUAUCGAAGUGACACCACAGUGUAAGAUCGUGUGGAUCUCCGAGUCUCUGUGUAUAGGCUGCGGCAUCUGCAUUAAGAAAUGUCCGUUUGGCGCGCUGUCUAUUGUCAAUCUGCCGAGUAACCUGGAAAAGGAGACCACACACAGAUACUGCGCCAACUCCUUCAAACUGCACAGGUUGCCUAUUCCUCGUCCUGGAGAAGUGUUGGGGUUGGUGGGCACUAAUGGUAUCGGGAAGUCCACCGCUCUCAAAAUCCUGGCAGGAAAACAGAAACCCAACCUGGGGAGAUACGAUGCUCCCCCGGACUGGCAGGAGAUCCUGGCGUAUUUCCGAGGCUCCGAGCUCCAGAACUAUUUCACCAAGAUCCUGGAGGACGACCUGAAGGCCAUCGUCAAGCCGCAGUACGUCGAUCAGAUCCCCAAAACCGUUAAGGGGUCAGUAGGCGCCAUUUUGAGCAGGAAGGACGACACUAAGACGGAGGAGCUGGUGUGCGGGCAGCUAGACCUGCUGCAUCUGCGCGAUCGCAACGUGGAGGACCUGUCCGGAGGAGAGCUGCAGAGAUUCGCCUGCGCCGUCGUCUGCAUCCAGAAAGCAGACAUCUUUAUGUUUGAUGAACCGUCCAGCUAUCUGGAUGUGAAGCAGAGGCUGAGAGCUGCCAUCACCAUUCGGUCUCUCAUUUCACCUGACAGGUACAUCAUCGUGGUGGAGCACGAUCUGAGUGUCCUGGAUUACUUGUCCGAUUUCAUCUGUUGUCUCUACGGCGUGCCGAGCGCUUAUGGAGUCGUCACCAUGCCCUUCAGCGUCCGGGAAGGUAUCAACAUCUUCCUGGACGGCUACGUGCCGACGGAGAACCUGCGUUUCCGCGAGACGUCCCUGGUGUUUAAAGUGGCGGAGACGGCAGCCGAGGAAGAGGUGAAGAAGAUGUGCCGCUAUCAGUACCCCAACAUGUGCAAGAGCAUGGGGGACUUCAGCCUCACCAUCACCGAGGGAGAGUUCACCGACUCCGAGAUCAUGGUCAUGCUCGGGGAGAACGGUACUGGGAAAACUACGUUCAUCAGACUGCUGGCUGGCAGUCUGAAACCUGACGGAGGAGGUGACGUACCACUUCUGAACGUGAGUUACAAGCCCCAGAAGAUCAGCCCCAAGUUUAAAGGCAGCGUCCGUGCCUUGCUUCAUGACAAGAUCCGAGACGCGUACACACACCCCCAGUUCGUCACUGAUGUGAUGAAGCCGAUGCAGAUCGAGAGCAUCAUCGACCAGGACGUUCAGAAUCUCUCCGGUGGUGAGCUGCAGCGCGUGGCGUUGGCUCUGUGUUUGGGUAAACCCGCUGACGUGUACCUGAUCGACGAGCCGUCGGCGUACCUGGACUCGGAGCAGCGUCUUAUGGCUGCCCGCGUCAUCAAACGAUUCAUCCUGCACGCGAAGAAGACGGCUUUCGUGGUGGAGCACGAUUUCAUCAUGGCCACUUACCUGGCGGACCGCGUCAUCGUGUUCGACGGCGUUCCCUCCAAAAACACCUGCGCUAACACGCCACAGAAUCUGCUGGCUGGCAUGAAUAAGUUCCUGGCACAGCUGGAGAUCACCUUCAGAAGAGAUCCGAAUAACUUCAGACCAAGAAUCAACAAACUCAACUCCAUCAAGGAUGUGGAUCAAAAGAAAACUGGCAACUACUUUUUCCUGGAUGACUGAAUCAUCCAUUCCUGAAAUACAACUAAAAUCCCCAUAAAAUUUUUGGUCCUGCUCCAUCGGGCCACGCCCCUCCCGACACGCCCCAUCAUCCAGGAAGCCUGUUUACUUUCAACACUGACGUGUGCAGUCGCUGCCAUUUUCGACAGGGUUUAAUUUCGUCCUUCUUUACUUCCCUUUCAUCGUCGCUGAUCCUCUAAACAGACCUGGACGCUGAACAGGGGGCGGACCCACACGUCCCGUCUGUAUAGAGGACCGAGAUGAAGCGGAAGAGAAGAGGACACUGUUAAGGAAUGAAAGAAGGAAAGGAAGAAGAAAAAAGUAUAACUGGGACCGAGACAAGACUUAUUUGUUUAUCAGGUGACCAAUAAUAAAUCUUACCACAAUUUCUUUCUUUUUUUUUUUCUGGUCACGGAGUGAGAAACACGCCAAACAACUGUGUAUAGUUUGAUUAAAAUAUUUUAAUCAUUAUGCCAUGAUACAUCUUAUUAAAUAAUCAGUUUACCAUG
Messenger RNA from Clarias gariepinus (North African catfish), 2471 nucleotides. It is a transcript of the gene abce1, whose product is annotated as ATP-binding cassette, sub-family E (OABP), member 1. Lineage: Eukaryota; Metazoa; Chordata; Actinopteri; Siluriformes; Clariidae. Gene Ontology annotation, molecular function: ATP binding; ribosomal small subunit binding; ATP hydrolysis activity. The record is from RefSeq and is a predicted model, not a curated record. Bases 166 to 1965 code for a protein of 599 amino acids. The transcript has 18 exons. Gene Ontology annotation, biological process: translational termination; translational initiation; ribosomal subunit export from nucleus.